AUGAGGCCACGUAGAGACCCAGAAAGGCGCAAAUUCAUCAACACCUCAAAACAAGGAAAACUCGCCGUCGAAGGUGAGGCUCACCGUCGCUUGCCUCUGGUGCGUUUCGUGUUCAGAAUCAUCAUGGAGGGUCAGUCGAGGAAGUGGAUGAUCUUGGUCGCCACUAUAUGGAUUCAGGCAUUUACUGGGACGAAUUUUGAUUUCUCUGCUUAUUCGUCGGAGAUGAAGGAGGUGUUGGGGGUGUCGCAAGUGCAGCUGAACUAUCUCGCAACGGCGUCGGACCUUGGGAAGGCGUUGGGUUGGUCGUCGGGGCUGGCUUUGAUGUACUUGCCCUUGUGGGUGGUCAUGUUCAUGGCUGCUUUCAUGGGUUUGUUUGGUUAUGGUCUUCAGUGGCUUGUCGUUCGGAAUAUCAUUGCCUUGCCUUAUUUUGUGGUAUUUCUACUUUGUCUGUUGGCGGGGUGUAGCAUCUGUUGGUUCAACACUAUCUGUUUUGUUCUCUGCAUUCAAAACUUCCCCUCCAAUAGACCCCUUGCAUUAUCUCUCACAGUGAGCUUCAAUGGUGUUAGUGCAGCCUUAUACAACCUUGCUGCAAAAGCUCUCAACCCAUCCUCUACUGCGUUGUACCUUCUUCUCAAUGCAUUCAUACCCCUCUUCACCUCCAUUGCAGCCCUCGUCCCUAUUCUCCGACAACCCUCCUUGGAUCCUCUUCCCCUCGACGCCAUUCGUCUUGAUCAGUUCAUAUUUCUGUUAUUGAACUCCUUAGCAGCCAUUACUGGCCUCUACCUUCUUCUCCUACAUGCAAUGGACUCAUUGGCAGCUCGUUGUCUCUUCGGUGGUGCCCUUUUUCUUCUCGUCUUGCCCUUAGGCAUCCCGGGCAUUGUCUAUGCUCGAGAAUGGUUCCACAGGACCAUUUAUUCAAGCUUUAGACUUGAAGGCUCGAGUUUCAUUCUUGUUGACGCUGAUGAUCUUGAGCUACAUAAAGAAUUGAUUAGUCGUGAGGGUGAUUUAGCAAAUAAAGAGGCAUUUGCUGGUAAUGAAAAUGGAUUGACACUUGGUAUCACCAGACAAAACAACACGGGGGGUUGUUGUGAGACGGUGAUGGAAAGGGAUCGAUUGGUAAUGCUCGGGGAGGAGCACGAGGCUCGAAAGCUCGUUGGACGGUUGGACUUUUGGCUGUACUACUUUGCUUAUUUGUGUGGGGGUACAAUUGGGCUAGUGUACAGUAACAAUUUAGGGCAGAUAGCAGAGUCACUUGGACAGAUUUCAAAGACCUCAACCCUUAUUACUAUCUAUUCAUCCUUCUCUUUCUUUGGUAGAUUGCUUUCAGCAGCUCCAGAUGUUCUUAGAAGGAAGUUCUACUUCGCGAGGACUGGGUGGCUGGCCAUUGCUCUUCUACCCACACCAAUAGCCUUCUUCCUCCUCGCUACAACAGUCAAUGAGACUGCACUGCACGCAGGUACGGCCCUAAUCGGUCUGAGCUCCGGCUUCAUAUUCGCGGCGGCAGUCUCAAUGACCUCCGAGCUCUUCGGACCUAACAGUGUAGGUAUCAACCACAACAUUCUCAUCACCAACAUCCCCAUCGGCUCACUCAUCUACGGGUUCCUUUCUGCACUUGUAUACGAUUCCCAUGCAAGCUCGAGCUUGGCAGCCAUGGCCGACAUGCUCGUGUGCAUGGGGAGACAGUGUUAUUUCUUCACUUUUGUGUGGUGGGGAUGCAUUUCUGUGGUGGGAUUGGCAUCAAGUUGGGUCUUGUUCUUGAGAACUCGGCCUGCUUAUGAUCGGUUUGAACAAAACCGAACUUCUUCAAUGUUGUACUAAUGGUUUUUGUUUUUAGUGUUGUCCAGAAGACAAGUUAACUUGGUGAUUAGGUCUAAGCGAACAGUUUGAAAAGAAGAUAAAUUGUUUAGAGUUGUCAUUGUUUACUUGUAUCAUUUGAAUUUUGAAA
This is a messenger RNA of Ilex paraguariensis (yerba mate), 1945 nucleotides long. Lineage: Eukaryota; Viridiplantae; Streptophyta; Magnoliopsida; Aquifoliales; Aquifoliaceae. The record is from the annotation of a GenBank genome assembly.